AUGCACAAGAGAUGGACGCGUCGGAGGCUGCCGGUCCUGGUUUUCACCUUCUUCGUCAUCCUCUACGUGGAUCUUCAAUUACGCACCAGCGACGCUCCCAAACUCAGUGCCGUCCACGUUCCGCCAGCCGGUGCGCUCCACCGCGCCAUCCAGCAGGCUCCCUCCACGGCCAAGGACUCACAGAGGCCGGCCGGCAGCAGCGGAGAAGCUGGACACCCGACCACUGAGGGUGCUCAUGUCACUCAGCCAAAACUGGAGCAGGAGGACAUCUUCAUCGCUGUGAAAACCACCGGCAAGUUCCACAAGACGCGUCUGGCGCUGCUCUUGGAGACGUGGAUCUCAAGAACCAAGACGCAUACGUUCAUUUUCACAGACGCAGGGGACGAGGACACAAGUUCAGAAGGUUAUAACAUGGUGGUGACAGACUGUCAGUCCGAUCACAGCCAGCAGGCUCUGUCCUGUAAGAUGUCCGCUGAGUACGACAGCUUCAUGGCCUCAGACAAGAGGUGGUUUUGUCAUGUGGAUGAUGAUAACUAUUUGAACCCGGAGGCCCUCCUGUCCCUGCUCUCCUCCUUCCCCCAGGAAGGCGACAUCUAUGUGGGCAAACCGAGCCUGGACAAGCCCAUCAAUGCUCACGAACUUCUGGAAGGCAACGCAACGAGGGAGGUUCGAUUCUGGUUCGCCACAGGAGGAGCAGGUUUCUGUCUGAGUCGACGACUGGCGGAGAAGAUGGCUCCAUGGGCCAGUGGCUCCCGGUUCGAGCAGACGUCAGCGACCAUCCGUCUCCCCGAUGACUGCACGGUGGGUUUUAUCGUGGAGAAGAGACUCGGCAUCUCCAUGGUUCACUGUCCUUUAUUCCACUCCCACCUGGAAAACCUGCUGCUCAUCAAACACAGAAGUAUCGCACAGCAGGUGACACUGAGCUACGGGAUGUUUGAGAACAAGAUGAACAGCAUCGAGGUGAAAGGAAGCUUCAGUAAGGAGGACGACCCCUCCAGGUUUAAGACUGUCCACUGCCUGUUGUAUCCUCUCACCAGCUGGUGUCCCUGAGCUCCACAUAAAAAAAAAAAGCACAUUGGACAAACACGUCGGACAAGCGGCUGCCGGCCCCUCAUGGAUGAGGAGCUCUUGAAUAGUGAAUACUGAUGAUAUUCAUUGACGCCCACUCUUCUUCCCUGUGACUACAUCCAUACGACUACGUUUUCAUUUUAAAAACAUGUUUUAUAGAUGGAUUAUUCUGCGUACAGAAAAUACAACGAGGGAACUCACGUGCAUUGUUUCCAAACGUCUCAGUUCCUGCAAUGCUCCCCGGGUCGAUGCACGUUAGUUGCUCGGCGUGUGAAGCAUUUAAAAAUGAAAGCGUAGUUGUGUGGAUGAAGACUGAUGUUAUAGACUCUUUUAUAUAAUGAGAGGCUGUUCUAUGAAAUGAAAAGGAGCCUUCUCUUCGCCUCCGUGUCUCAAACAGACUGAUGCAUUAAUGCAUUGGUGAAUUUAUGUUAUGUUUGUUUGGACUGAAGCACUUAAGACUAAAACUUUGUCAGAAACAUUUGAGGUUCUUUUGUUGAGAAAUUGACAAAGUAAAAGUUAGAUUGUAUGUGUUUUUAAAUUGGUGUUAUUGUGUGUGUCUGUGUGUUGUGUGUGUGUGAUGAAGGGGAUGGUGUCCUUGUACCUGUGAAGUCUGCACACAAUGAACCAUUCUGACAUCUCUCUCCUUAUCCAAACCCUCCAUCCUCCCUCCGAGGCUUCUCUCGCCAUCCACCCCCUUCCCUCCACCCCUCCAUCUGUCUUCUUCCCUCCUCUCCUCUCUCCUCCCCCUGUCUCUCUGUUUACUCAGACUUAUACACAAUAGCUGUGGCUGCAUCUUCAAGGCCACGACUGACAGAUAAACCAACUUCCCCUUCUUCCUAGUUCCCUUAUUUUUUUCCUAUUUUACAUUAAAUAAAAAAAAAAAA
Paralichthys olivaceus (Japanese flounder) is the source of this 1952-nucleotide messenger RNA. RefSeq names its product MFNG O-fucosylpeptide 3-beta-N-acetylglucosaminyltransferase (gene mfng). Gene Ontology annotation, biological process: regulation of Notch signaling pathway. The record is from RefSeq and is a predicted model, not a curated record. Lineage: Eukaryota; Metazoa; Chordata; Actinopteri; Pleuronectiformes; Paralichthyidae. Gene Ontology annotation, cellular component: membrane. Gene Ontology annotation, molecular function: O-fucosylpeptide 3-beta-N-acetylglucosaminyltransferase activity.